This is a messenger RNA of Rhineura floridana, 1290 nucleotides long. RefSeq names its product troponin I1, slow skeletal type (gene TNNI1). The transcript has 7 exons. The record is from RefSeq and is a predicted model, not a curated record. Gene Ontology annotation, cellular component: troponin complex. The coding region runs from base 1 to 690 and encodes 229 amino acids. Gene Ontology annotation, biological process: muscle contraction. Lineage: Eukaryota; Metazoa; Chordata; Lepidosauria; Squamata; Rhineuridae.
AUGGAUCUUGUGGGUGCCCAGCAAACCACAGGGCCAAGUAAGGAGUCUAAGAAAGGAGCAACUAUGUCUGGAAGUCUCUGGAUCAGUGGGGAGUACUGGUGGGUUUGUUUUUUUAAAGUGGCUUUAUUUAUUUAUUCACAGAGAAAAUCCAAGAUCACAGCUUCGCGCAAACUCCUUUUAAAGAGUUUGAUGCUGGCUAAAGCUAAAGAACAGUGGGAACAGAAGCAAGUGGACAAAGAAGGAGAAAAGGAGAGAUAUUUGGCAGAGAGAGUCACAGCUCUGCGGACCAGUGGACUUUCCUACGCCCAACUUCAGGAUCUGUGCAGAGAGCUACACGAGAAGGUAGAUGUUGUGGAUGAAGAGCGAUAUGACUUUGAAGCAAAAUGUAUCCAUAACACACGGGAGAUUAAAAACCUGAAACUGAAGGUGCUUGACCUUCGGGGGAAAUUCAAACGUCCUCCCUUGCGGCGGGUCCGUGUCUCUGCUGACGCCAUGCUUAGGGCACUGCUUGGCUCUAAGCACAAAGUUUCCAUGGACCUGAGAGCCAACCUCAAGUCUGUCAAGAAGGAGGAUACAGAAAAGGAGCGUCCUGUAGAAGUGGGUGACUGGCGUAAGAAUGUGGAGGCCAUGUCAGGAAUGGAAGGCAGGAAGAAGAUGUUUGAUGCUGCCAAAUCUCCAACAGCACAGUGAGAAGGCCUCCAUGGAAAGAUGCCUGCACCUCUGUCCUUUCUUUCCCCCUUUGGUGCUCCCUCAUCUUCCUCAUCUUCUUGCAUUAGCUGUAAGGUCACUGCAUGUAUGGACUUUAUUAAAAAGAUUAUCAUGACUUUGCACUUCAUGCCUUCACAGCCCUUCAUGAGCCCAUCAAAGUACCAAUGCAGACAUUUAGCUUCUUGCUAGCAUGAAACCCAUAUGAUGACCAUUGCAACGAUCUUUCACUGACGCAUUCCCUCCAAGGUCAUAUCAUCUGUACUGUGCAUUGUACUUGGGCUGGGGCAGGUGGUGGUGGGGAGAGUCAUGCCAAUUCUGAGAUCAUGAAUGCAUAAAGUGCAAAGAGAAAGAGGAUCCUUUAUCAUAGACGACCAUCUAGCCUCACUCUUUUUCCAUAAAGAGGGCUCUAGUGAUAUAACCUAUUAGUUGAAUGCAGUCAAAGAUGUUGCCGAGGAAGCUUUGGUGGCCUACUCUUCUCAGCCAGAAAGUUCUUCAGCCCUCUCCAUGCUGAUUCUUUGGAUAUGUGCAGUUUGGGAGAUGCAAACGUUGUUUCUCUCUGUUCAUUAAACAACAAUGAUGACA